AUGUUCGGAUUCGGCGACGCCCAGGACAACUACAACCAGCUCAACUCGGGCAACCACGAGGCAAAGUUCUCCCACGAGCUCCUCGCUGGCGGUGCCUCCUUCAUGGCCUUCAAGGCCUUUGAGGACCACCAGCGCAAGGAGGGCAAGACUGUCAACCACGCUUUCGCCAAGGAGCUCCUUGCUGGCUUUGUUGGCGGCGAGGUCGACAAGCUCAUUGAGACCAAGGGCGCCGACUUCAUCGACCGCGAGGAGGCCAAGCGCCAGGCCAAGAAGAACGCUGAGGAGAUGUACGACUCCCACUACGGCAACCAGGACCAGUACGACCCCAACCAGGCUGCUCCCGGCCACAUUGAGGACAGCUUCGGCAAGUACUAA
Messenger RNA from [Torrubiella] hemipterigena, 375 nucleotides. NCBI's taxonomy places the organism in Eukaryota, Fungi, Ascomycota, Sordariomycetes, Hypocreales, Clavicipitaceae. The record is from the annotation of a GenBank genome assembly.